Molecule: messenger RNA, 707 nt
Organism: Mercurialis annua (annual mercury)
Lineage: Eukaryota; Viridiplantae; Streptophyta; Magnoliopsida; Malpighiales; Euphorbiaceae
Product: probable cytochrome c biosynthesis protein
Biological process (GO): heme transport; cytochrome complex assembly
Cellular component (GO): membrane
Molecular function (GO): heme transmembrane transporter activity
Source: RefSeq, a predicted model, not a curated record
AUGGAAAGAAAGAGACCACUACUUCGCCUCUUUGUUGGACCGCCGGCGCGAACACAGUGGUCGGGGUGGCUGGUGGUUUCGGGAUCCCGUAGAAAUGCUUCUUUUAUGCCUCGGGUAUUAGCCACAGCUCGUAUUCAUUCAGUAAUUCUACCCCUUCUUCAUUCUUGGACCUCGUUUCUUAAUAUUGUUACUCUUCCAUGCUGUGUCUCAGGAACCUUUUCAAUACGGUCUGGAUUGCUAGCUCCCGUUCAUAGUUUUGCUACAGAUGAUACACGAGGAAUCUUUUUAUGGCGGUUCUUCCUUCUAAUGACCGGCAUAUCUAUGAUUCUUUUCUCCCAGAUGAAGCAGUAGGCAUCGGUCCGUAGAACCUAUAAAAAAGAGAUGGUUGUGGCGCGAAGUACUCUUGUGCACCUACGUCACUCGGCUCGCGCGCAACCCCGCCCCGUUAUGUUAUGGAAGAAUUUUACUUAUUGCUGGGCUGGUUAUUCAGAGCCAGCAAUUGGCUGCCGGAUUUUGUCCCGUAACUAGAAGAAGAUCGCUUCGGGGGUCACUAUGGCGUGGCUGAAUGUAGAGCAGUCCGCCCCUACAGCCUUUGAUCUGUAGAUUCUUUAUAACUUCGGAAGAUGGUCAAGGUAGCUUGCUUCCAAGCCACUGCACUAGAUGCGCAUGUAGUCAUAGUAGUCGGCUCAGAAUGCCUCUGUUCUAUA